AUGAGGAGAGGAGUUUCAAAUCCAAAGAAGUCAUAAUCAUCUAAUACUUUAGAAAGCGAAGUCAAGAAAAAUGAAGACAAAUUAUUGCAGUUAAAGUAAGCUAUGAAUAAAGAGAAGACUAAAAGAGAGGAGAACAUGAGAACAAGUGGAUCUAGAUGGAAAACAUCAACCACUGAUUAGCCAAUAAAAAAUUAUGCAAAUUAGGUUCUUGAUAAAAAAAAUUUAAAUUUGACAUAGUAAUCUUCAAAUACUUCAUCUAGCACUAGCAAGCCAGUUAUAAAACCCCCAACAUUGAAGAUAGGCAAUUAUACAAAACCAGAGACUAAUUAGGUUUAAAGCAAAAUUUUAAAACGUCCAUCUAACUUACCAAAUUCAAGACCAAGUUCAAAUUAAAGCUCACGUUCUGCUUUAAAUACUUCCUUAAAUGGAAAGGAAAAGGAAAAAGGAAAAGAAAACGAAAAUAAUUUAAAUUCUUCUUUUAGAAAAACUUUAAAUUAAAGUUUCGAUAAUUCAGUUUAGCAAUAAGCUUCAUCUUCCAUGACUUCAUUCACUUAGUAGACUGAUACUAAAGAAGAUAAAGAAGAAAUUUAAACUGAUAAAAACAAUUCUGAAUACGAUUUUCUGGUAUAAAACCCAAAUAGAAAGCCAAGAAAAGUAAUAGAAACUAAGCUAAAUGAGUUGUCUUAAAACACUACUCAAGAACUUCAGAAGGAAGUUCAUUAAUUUCUUUCUACUGUAAACUUGCUGUAAUAUCAACAAGCUUUUGAAGAUAAUGGUUUUGAUGACCUCGAAACUAUUUUAGAAAUAAAUACCGAGAUAAUGAACUCAAUGAAGAUUCCAGCUGGCCAUUAAAUUAAGAUAUAAAAGAGAAUAGAGGUGUUGAAGGAAGAAUAAAAAUAAUUCGAUGAAUUACACUUAAAAAAAGAAAUGAAAGAUUAAUAAGGAGAAAGUUCCAAAGUUAAAAAUAUUGUUUUGUACCCAAGAGUAUAGAGAACAGAUUUAGAGGAAUUAGAGCCUCCAACAGAAGAGCAAGAUUAAUACGACUCGAAUUAUAGAAUAUCUUCAUCAACUGCAACAACAAAUUCAUAAAAUGAAUCAAAGGGAGGAGAGCUUCUAAAUGGUAAUUUUAAUGAAGAAGAAUCUCACAAAUCUUUUUUAGAAGCAUUAAUGGAGUUUAGAGGCUAAGGAAAGAAAAAUGUGAUUGAAAACAAUUUAGAAAACGAAAGGGCUAAUCUUUCAACAGCAGAUAGAAAAAAAUCUGUUAGAUUUGCAGAGAAUGUUGUCAAUAAUGAAAGAGAUCAUCCAGUUAAAUUGCUAAGAAGGAAUAAAAGCACAGAAGAUGAGGAUGGAACAAUAAGAGGAUUUGCAAAAAAUUCAUAUCAACCUCCAAUAGAUUUAGAGAUAGUAGAUAAAUAAGAUAAAGAAAAAGCUCCAACUCAAAAAACUCCUUUCUUUUAUUCCUCAGGUGGAGAUAGCUGGUCUAACGAAGGUUUCCCUUAUCAGACAGAUGCUUAAAUAGAAACAGAUCCAAAGACUGACCCUAGCUAUGGUAGGAAGCCUAAGAGAGAUAUUGAUAAAAUUUCUUGUUAUAAUUGUUAUAAAUUAGUACCCUUAGGUGAAGAAAAAACAUUUAAUAUUAAAAAUUUUUGUUCUACCAAUUGCUUAUCAGUAUACAAAGGCUCAAGCUAUAUAACUUGCUUGUGUGGCAAAUAAGAAUUAAAAGAAAAAGCAACAUUCGCUAAGGCUAGUUGGUUUUGCAGCGAAGUAUGUGCAUUAGAAUUAAAAGACAAACCAUAAAGCAAAAACCUAAAAAUAGACAAAAAUAGUAAAAUAGAUGAAGAUGAUGAUAAUAAUUAUUAAGAUUAUGAUGAAGGAGAGAUAGAUUUAGAUUUUGGCGAUAAUAAUAAUGGACCAAAAUCAUAAAAGGUUUUAACUUUGUAGUAACUUGAAGAGAAGUAUAAAAAUUAAAAAGAUCGCUCUCCUCCAAAAAAAUAAACAAAAACAAAGUAAAAAUGA
Messenger RNA from Tetrahymena thermophila SB210, 2016 nucleotides. Its product is annotated as SAM domain protein. The record is from RefSeq and is a predicted model, not a curated record. NCBI's taxonomy places the organism in Eukaryota, Ciliophora, Oligohymenophorea, Hymenostomatida, Tetrahymenidae. The transcript is spliced from 10 exons. Gene Ontology annotation, molecular function: protein binding.